Molecule: messenger RNA, 1824 nt
Organism: Spodoptera frugiperda (fall armyworm)
Lineage: Eukaryota; Metazoa; Arthropoda; Insecta; Lepidoptera; Noctuidae
Exons: 3
Coding region: 1-1824 (607 amino acids)
Source: RefSeq, a predicted model, not a curated record
AUGAUUCGUACACAUGAGGAGAAUGUCAUUCUGAAGUGCCGUCGGCUAUUCCAGCAAUUCGCUGUCGACAUGUAUGUCAAAGUCGAGACAGAACGUUUAGCGUUCAUCCGAUUCAAUCAGGCAAAGCUACGAUCUGAGGACUAUAUACACUUGCGUGAUGCUAUUCAUUCAGAUGGUGAUGUUGAGAGUGUUGGACGUCUGACGAUUCUCCCAUCAUCUUAUAUCGGAAGCCCACGCCACAUGCAUGAAUACGCUCAAGACGCUAUGACAUACGUACGAAAUUAUGGAACUCCCGAUUUAUUUAUUACGUUCACAUGCAAUCCGAAGUGGAUGGAAAUUGAACGUGAGUUGGAACCGGGUCAGAAACCGCAAGAUCGCCAUGACAUAAUCGCCAGAGUAUUUCAACAAAAACUCAAGGUUAUGAUGGAUGUGCUUACUAAGUAUCGAGUUUUUGGUGACACACGUUGUUAUAUGUACUCGGUGGAAUGGCAGAAGCGUGGACUACCGCAUGCUCAUAUCCUAAUUUGGUUGCUGAACAAAUUACAUUCAAAUGAAGUGGAUGACAUCAUAUCAGCUGAAAUUCCUGAUCCAGUCACUGAUCCCCAUCUACACGACAUUGUGACGACACAGAUGGUGCAUGGACCGUGCGGUGCAUUAAAUCCAUUAUCGCCUUGCAUGGCUGAUGGAAAGUGCACAAAACGAUAUCCGCGACCGUUAGUUGCUGAAACAGUUACAGGGAACGAUGGAUAUCCAGUUUAUCGUCGGCGUUCAAAAGAAGAUAAUGGUCGAACUAUCAAAGUUAAAGUUAAAAAUCAAGAGAUUGAGAUCGGAAAUGAAUUCAUUGUACCAUAUUGCCCGCUGCUAUCACGAAUUUUCGAAACACAUGCAAACGUUGAGAGUUGUCAUUCCGCCAAAUCAAUCAAAUAUUUGUGCAAGUACGUCACAAAAGGCAGCGACAUGGCUGUGUUUGGUAUUGCGUCGGAAAAUGCGAAUGACGAAAUCAGCAACUUCCAAAUGGGCAGAUACGUCAGUACUAAUGAAGCACUGUGGCGAUUAUUUUCAUUUCUAAUUCAUGAAAGAUAUCCCACAGUUGUACAUUUAUCAGUGCAUUUGGAAAAUGGCCAAAGAGUUUACUUCAAUGAGGCUAAUGCAGCACAACGAGCUGAGAGACCACCAUCGACAACAUUGACUAGCUUCUUUGCAAUGUGUGAAGCAGAUCCUUUCGCAGCGACGCUGAUGUACGUUGAAAUGCCCAAGUAUUACACUUGGAAUCAAUCAACAAAGAAAUUCCAACGUCGCAAACAAGGAACCCCAGUUCCAGAUUGGCCACAGGUGUUUUCCAGUGAUGCACUAGGUCGCAUGUAUACUGUUCAUCCUAGAAAUGAUGAAUGUUUUUAUUUGCGACUGCUUGUGCGCGAUUUCUCUCAGAAGCUGAAUCUUGCCCUGAAUCAACCAGGGCACUCUCCCUCGUUGCCGGUGGAGCAGCCUGCUAAGCAUCUACGCAAGCAGCCUGAUCGUUAUCCUUUUGAUGUGGAGUGUGAAGGUCUAAUUAGAGAAACGAGUGCUAGUGAAAUAUCUCUAGAUAAUGUGUUGAAUGGACCAGAAAGUGAACAGUGGAAAGUAGCUAUUCAAAGUGAACUUAAAUCAUUUAAAGACAAUGAUGCUUGGGAGUUAGUGGACAUUCCUCACAGUGGCACUGUUGUACCGUAUGUAUGGGUCUACAAUCGUAAAAUUGAUAAUGAUAAUAAUGUCAGGUAUAGAGCCAGGCUAGUUGCUAAGGGCUUCACCCAAAAACCAGGCAUUGAUUUCGAUGAAUGUUUUUGA